AUGGGUCAUUUCAAGAAGGAUUGUCCGGAGAUUAAUGGUAACUCCGCACAAAUUGUCUCUGAGGGUUAUGAGGAUGCGGGUGCUCUGAUGACACUUAUGGGGAAAUUAUUUAGCAAGGCAAUAGAAAAAUCACGCUAUGUAUUUUGCUUCACGUGCAUUAUUAAGGAAUUCAACAAAGAAAAGGUGAAGUUGGAAGCAGAAAUGACAAAUAUUCGAUUUGAUGCUAAAUCUUUACAAGAGCAGGUGCAUAAGCUCAUUGAAGAGAACACCGAGACAAAGAAGAGAUGUUUUUUUGGAUUUUGUCCUGAUUGUAUAUGGAGAUGUAAAAGGGGAGAGGAGCUGACAGGAAAAACAGAGGUGAUUGAAAAACUGAUAGAAACGGCAAAGAAACUAAAAAGUGUUGAAUUUGGUCGUCGUCUUCCAGAAAUUGAGUUUUAUUCUGGAAAUUACACUUCUUUUAAAAGCAGAGAGUUGAAAUACAAAGAGCUUUUGGAUGCAAUAAAAGAUGAGAAUAACUAUAUAAUUGUAUUGCAAGGAAUGGCGGGCAUAGGUAAAACUACAUUGGUAGAACAAGUAUUUAAACAACUUCGCGGAUCAAAGCAUUUCGAGUAUGCCAUCUGUGUAACUGUGUCAUUUUCUCCUGAUAUAAAAAAGAUUCAAUGUUAUAUUGCUGAAUUCUUAGGACUGAAAUUGGAGGAUAUCAGUGAAUCAGAUCGGUGUAAAAAGUUGUUGACCAGAUUAACCAAUGGUCAGAAAAUUCUUGUGAUAUUAGAUGAUGUGUGGGAUAAUCUUGAUUUUGAUGUCAUAGGGAUUCCAAAUAGUGACAAUCACAAACGAUGCAAAGUUCUUGUAACCACACGCAAUCUGGAGGUAUGCAAAAAAAUGGCUUGUAAAAAGACAAUUCAACUUGAUAUCUUAGAUGAAGAAGAGGCAUGGAUCUUGUUCAAAUGGUAUGCCCGUCUAACUGAUAUUUCCUCCAAAAGAAUUCUAGACAAGGGACAUCAAAUUGCAUCUGAAUGCAAAGGAUUGCCAAUUGCAAUUGCUGUUCUCGGGAAUAAUUUGAGGGCCGAAUUAAGUCGAGAAAAGUGGGAUGUUGCUUUGAAGUCCUUACAAAAGGAUGCGUCCAUGGAUGAUGUUGAUGAUGUUUUGGUUGACAUUUAUAAAUAUUUGAAGUUAAGCUAUGAUUAUCUAAAGGAUGAAAAAGCUAAAGAAUUGUUCCUCCUAUGUUCUCUAUUCGUAAAAGAUGAAGAAAUUUCAAAUGAAAUUCUAACUAGGUUUGGCAUAGGAGUCGGCCUUUAUGGGGAAGGCUAUGACAAAUACAAAGAUGCUCGAAGUCAAGCAGUUGCAGCAACAAAAAAACUCCUAGAUUCAAUUUUAUUGUUGGAGACAAAAAAAGGUGAUCUGAAAAUGCAUGGCUUGGUUCAUAAUGCAGCCCAAUGGAUAGCAAACAAAGCUAUUCAAAGAGUAAAUCUUUCGAACAAAAACCAAAAGUCAUUGGUUGAAAGGGAUAAUAAUAUCAAAUAUUUGUUAUGCGAAGGGAAUCUAAAGGAUUUAUUUUCAUCUGAGUUUUAUGGGUCUAAACUUGAGAUUCUAAUUCUCCACGUGAACAUGUGGGGUACUGUGGACAUCCCCAUUUCAUUCUUGGGAAGUAUUUCAGGGCUUCGUGUUUUGAAUUUAUCAAAUAAAAGUAUUAAUCUGGAGCGGCCAACUCUAUCAUUACCACAAUCAAUUAGUUCAUUGAUGAAUAUUCGUUCUCUAUUAGUUGAAAGAGUCUAUUUGGGUAACAUCUCUAUUUUGGGAAGCCUGCAAAGUCUAGAGACUCUUGAAUUGGAUCACUGUCAAAUUGAUGAACUUCCAUGUGAAAUUCAGAAACUGAAGAAACUGAGACUGUUGAACUUGGAAAAAUGUGAAAUUAGAAGUAACAAUCCUAUUGAAGUUAUCCAAAGAUGCACAUCACUUGAAGAAUUGUACUUCUGUCAUAGUUUUAACAAUUUUUGUCAGGAAAUAACCUUACCUGCAUUGGAAAGGUAUCGUCUCUCUGAUGGUUUCGGUAUGAUGAAUGAUUCACUGUCAAAAUGUGUGUCUUUUCACCAUGAUCAUUUCACAGAAGCAACAUUUAAGCAUGUGAUGCAAAAAAUAGAGCUUCUUCGGUUGGAAAGAGUUAAGAAGGGAUGGAGAAAUCUCAUGCCAGAAAUUGUUCCUAUAGAUCAAGGUAUGAAUGAUCUAAUUGAGCUUCAUUUGAAAUAUGAUUCACAACUACAGUACCUCAUAUACAUUGAACAUAUUGAUUCUCAAGUACCAACUGUCUUCUCCAAGUUGGUUGUACUACAUCUUGAGGAAAUGGAAAAUUUGGAAGAAUUAUGCAAUGGUCCCAUCUCAAUUGAUUCAAUGAACAAUUUAGAGGAGCUAACCAUGGAGUGCUGUCAACUUUUGCAAACAUUGUCUAAAUGCAGCCUAAAUCUUCGCAAUCUGAAGAACAUGACCCUAAAAUCAUGUCCAACGUUGGUUUCUGUUUUUGACCUGUCAACAUCUCGAAGCCUGCUGCUGUUGGAGAGCUUGGAAAUAAUUGAUUGCAAAAUAUUGGAAAACAUAAUUACAUGUGAAAGGAGAGUGGAAUAUGACACAAGGGAAGAAAUACUGGAUGGUGAUAUAGAUAACAAGAGUUGCAGCUCAGUGAUGUUUCCAAUGCUGAAAAUUGUCAAUAUUCAGAGUUGUCCCAAAUUACAAUUUAUACUUCCAUUUAUCUCUGAUGGAGACCUUUUGUUACUAGAAACUAUCACAAUAUAUGGUUGUCACAAGCUGAAAUGCAUAUUUGGCCAACACCAAGAUUUCAAAUUUGCUUCACUAAAAGAAAUGAUGAUUGGUGAUUCUCCGAAUUUCAUUGAUAUUUUUCCAGAAUCUUAUCAUUCCACACUUUCAUCCAUUGAAGGGUCAUCUAAUUCCAUUUCCAUGCGACAGCCACAACUGGAGCCUAUCGAAUCCAGCAUAUUCUCAUUGGAAUCGAUUUCAUACUGUCUUAACAUAUGGGAACAUGCUCAAUGGCUUUCAAGACCAACAUCAUAUAUCGCAUGUCAUAUUAAAGUGAUGACACUGGUGAAUGUUUCAAAGAUAAAAUCAGUGCUUAUUUUGUCUAUUGCACCAAAAGUAUUGUGGGAGAUCUUGACUAUUAGAAGUUGUGAUGAACUGGAGCAAAUCAUAUUAGACGUUGGAGAUAGCAUUGGUGGAGGCAAUGUCUUUCCAAACUUAAAAGAGCUCAACGUUGAAAAUUGUGAUAAAAUGGAAUACAUAGUUGGACACAUUAAAGCUAGUGAUGAUCAUCAAAAUCACAAUGAGGUGACCCGUAUUCAUUUUCCAGCUUUGGAAUGUCUCAAGCUCUGGAGUCUUCCAAGUUUAAUCGGCAUGUGUACCAAACGUUAUCGCACAACAUUUCCACCUUCGGCGGUACUUAAACUCGAUGAUUGCUUCGUGGUUGAUAUUAAACCUAUUGGUAAUUUCACUGUUCCUUCUUCUAUUUCAAGAUAUCAUGACCGUACAACCAUCAAGGUUAACGAAAUAAGUGUUGAAAAAGGAACUUCAUCGGCUAAUGCCAAGACAAUAACAUCAUCAAAUCAUUCAAAAUCAGUCAAUUUCAAAACACGACCCUCUUCUAUUACAUGUCAGUUUCCUUCAAAGCCUUAUGAAGGGGACUCUUCUCAUAUAGAAGAAGAUUUAAGUUCUUCUUUGCUUGUCGCGAGGGAGCUUGAGAAACUAGUCUCUGAGAAGUAUUUGAAUUAUGAGAACUUUUCUUUGUUGACUGAUUUCUUUGUUAAGAAUCCUUCAGUUCUCUUAAAGGACACUUCAUUGAGUAACAGAUACAAGGGUUAUGCCUACAAUUGCCUAGCUGAGCUAUUGAAAUUCCUCCAAACGCAUAAUGUGUUGGAUGUGUUAGGUUCAAGCCAUUCUGAAUUUGUUGAGUUAUUACAAGAUUGGAUGGUGUUGAAAAGAUUGUUGGACUCAAAACACAUUCCGACUUAA
Messenger RNA from Medicago truncatula (barrel medic), 4014 nucleotides. Its product is annotated as probable disease resistance protein At4g27220. Gene Ontology annotation, molecular function: ADP binding. Bases 1 to 4014 code for a protein of 1337 amino acids. Lineage: Eukaryota; Viridiplantae; Streptophyta; Magnoliopsida; Fabales; Fabaceae. The transcript has 5 exons. The record is from RefSeq and is a predicted model, not a curated record.